Molecule: messenger RNA, 1371 nt
Organism: Effrenium voratum
Lineage: Eukaryota; Dinophyceae; Suessiales; Symbiodiniaceae
Source: the annotation of a GenBank genome assembly
AUGGCGCAGUUCCAGGCAGUGAAGGAGAUCCUGCUGGCAGGGGAUGCGAAUCGCCUGGUGGCGGAGCUGACCUUCGUCAGAAUUAAUGAUCUGGCUGCUCCUCCAGAUGAAGUGGAUAUCUUGGCGUACUUGGAGCCGUUUGUGCUCAUUACCAUUCUGGCCAAUGGCAUCAUGAUCGGCAUUCAGAGCGAUCCUGACUAUGCUGACUGGCCUGGUUGGCAAUUUUUCGAGAUUGGCUUUGCAGCCGUCUUGCUGUUCGAGUGUUGCAUCCGCUACUACAUGAGUGGCUGCCAGAAAUAUUGCAAAGGAGCUGAGAGGUGGUGGAACAGAUUAGAUAUAAUCUUUCUCAUCAUGGCCAUUGUGGAUUUAUUGCUGGAAAGUCUUGGGGAAGAAAACUCAACCAUGUUCAUUGCCCUCCUGCUGCGCUUCGCUCGUCUGGUGCGGCUUACGCGCAUCAUGAAGGUUUUCAGAUUGCACUGGAUGAAGGAGCUCCGCCUCAUGCUGAAAGGUCUGGUGGGCGGCUUCCGCACACUGGUCACUGCAUUCCUUCUGCUCUUCUCUGUGCUCUACGUCAUAGCAGGUUUGGCCACCUACACGCUGGGCCGAGAUGAGCGCAUUAUAGUCAUGGGCUAUUACGACCUUUUCUACAACCUGCCAGCGUCGAUGUUCACCACAUUUCGCUGCCUCUCCGGUCAGUGCGAAUCAGACGAAGGUGCUCCGCUGGCCUCUGUGCUGUUCAAGGAGUUUGGUCUGCCCUUUGUGCUCGCCUACAUCCUCAGCUACAUGCUGGUCACCAUGGGCAUCUUCAAUGUCAUAUUGGCUGUCUACGUGGACAUUACCAUGCGCGCUGCGAAGGAGAAUGAGGCAACGACUGCCGAGCAGCACUCCAGAGAAUCCGUGCGAGUCGCCCGCACCGCCAGAGAGUUGCUCAAGAAGUUCGCGGCGGCUCACAAGCUGUUCCGCGGUCAGGACCUCGACGACAUGAGCAACGCUGGGACAGCCAUUGACUUGACCCCAGCCUCCGGGUACUUCACCGACCAGGUGAUGCGUGGCGAGAUCGCGAUCACGAAGGCGGUCUUCCUCCUUGUCAUCCAAGAUCGCCAGGUUCAGGAGCUGAUGGAUGACUUGGAUCUGCCUCCAGAUCGAGCAAACCUCUUUGAGGUCAUUGAUGCCGACGGCAGCGGCACACUGCAUGUGACCGAGCUUGUGCAAGGACUUCUGAAGGUCCGCGGGGAGCUGAAGAAGUCCGACGCCGUCGCCGCGCUGCUGGCCACCCAGGCCUUGCAGUCCAUGGUGGCCGAGUUGAAGGAGGAGCAAGUGAGGCUUACAGCGGCUGUUACGACUGUUACGAAAAUGAGAGAGCGGAAGUGA